Perognathus longimembris pacificus (Pacific pocket mouse) is the source of this 1312-nucleotide messenger RNA. It is a transcript of the gene Ca4, whose product is annotated as carbonic anhydrase 4. The coding region runs from base 96 to 1193 and encodes 365 amino acids. NCBI's taxonomy places the organism in Eukaryota, Metazoa, Chordata, Mammalia, Rodentia, Heteromyidae. Gene Ontology annotation, molecular function: carbonate dehydratase activity; zinc ion binding. The transcript is spliced from 7 exons. The record is from RefSeq and is a predicted model, not a curated record. Gene Ontology annotation, cellular component: plasma membrane.
AGAUCUAAAAUUUAAUGUUUUAAAUUACCUUUAAGUUGUUGUACAAAGGGCUUUUGGUUUAACAUGUCAGUUUAUGAUCACUGUGUUUGUUUCUCAUGCCACACCACUCAGCCAUCAUACACUCAAAACUCUCCAUCCCAACCAAAGAGAAGAGUCUAACAUCAGCCUCUGAUCUACCUAUAUAUGCAUGUGCACACAUACGCACACACACACAGUGGUGUGUCCACAGUUCACACACACUGAUAAAGAUGCAGGUACUCACAAAUACACAGAUUUAUGUGUGCACACAACCAAGGACCCAUAUUCUCUUUCUAGCUACUUCACACGCACACUGGUGCUACGAGAUUCAAACCAAGGACAACUCGAACUGCCUAGGACCUGACCAGUGGCAGGGAGACUGCCACAAGAGCCGCCAGUCCCCUAUCAACAUCGUGAGCCCCAAAGCCCAGGUGAACCACAGCCUGGGACACUUCUCCUUUCUUGGCUAUGACAAGAAACAAAAGCGGACUGUACAGAACAAUGGGCACUCAGUGAUGGUGUUGCUGGGGAACGAGGUGAGGCUGGCUGGAGGAGGCCUGGCUGCGCGGUACCAGGCCACACAGUUUCACCUUCAUUGGUCUGAGGAGCUGGACAAGGGUUCGGAGCACACCCUGGAUGGGGAACGCUUUGCUAUGGAGAUGCAUAUAGUGCAUGAGAAAGAGAUGGGGGCAUCGAACCAGGCACCGAGCUCUGAAGACAGGAUAGCAGUGCUGGCCUUCUUGGUGGAGGAGGGCCCUAAGAUGAACGAGGGCUUCCAGCCCCUGGUGGAGGCCCUGCAAAGCAUCCCCCUACCUGAUAUGAACACCACCAUGAGGGAGAGCAGCCUGCUGGACAUGCUCCCCGACCAGGAGAAGCUAAAGCACUACUUCCGGUACCUGGGCUCACUCACCACACCCACCUGUGAUGAGACGGUCAUCUGGACAGUGUUCAAGGAGCCCAUCCGGCUCCACAAAGAACAGAUCCUGGCGUUCUCCCAGAAGCUGUUCUACGACCAGGGCCGGAAGCUGAAGAUGAGCGACAACGUCAGGCCCCUGCAGCGCCUGGGAAGCCGCGUGGUGUUCAGGUCCGGGGCCCCAGCACAGCCGCUGCCUUUGCCCCUGCCUGCACUGUUGGUCCCCACAUUUACCUGCCUGAUGGCCAGCCUCCUUCCAUGAUGGCGCACGGCUGGCUACAUGACCUGACUGACCUCAGCUUGUUUAGAAUUCCAUUGUUUCUGCUUCCCAGGUUGGACUUUGGGAAUGAUUAAAAGAUGGAUAUAUAUUUUUUGAGAGAA